AUGCCACCAAGACGGAAUGCACCUGCGGAGAACGAUAAUAACCUCUCUGCGAUAGAUCGGAUGGUUCAGGCCAUGGAAAGGAUGGCUGAGUUGAUGCUAGCUCAGCAAGGUCAAAACCAAAAUCAGGGGCAGCCGAGAGUGGAUUAUGCUAUGGCAAUAGCCAGCCGACAACCACCGUACUACGCAGGCGAAAAGGAUCCGGUGAUUCUGGAAGAGUGGAUCCGAACCUUCGAUAAAUUACUCAACGCAGUGAAUUGCCCUGCGAACCAGCGAGUAUCCUCGGCAGUUUAUUACCUGACGAAAGCUGCAGACAAUUGGUGGGCGACGGUCGGACCUACUCUCUUGCAAGACCCAGCCUUCGGUUGGGAAGAAUUCAAGGUGGAGUUGAGAGAACAGUUCUACACUGAGCGCAUCAAGGGGAUUAAGUGUGAGGAAUUCCUACGAUUGAAACAGAAGGGAGCAACCAUUCAGGAAUACUACGAUCAGUAUGUGGAGCUGAUGCGGUUUGCCCAAGAAAUCGUGCCGGAUGAGGCGAGUAAGGCGAGGAGAUUUGUUCGGGGGUUGGACUGGAGUAUAAGGGGAAUGAUCGCACCUUUUAUGUGCUCUACUUUAAAGGAGGCGUAUGACAGAGCUUCGGAUCACUAUCAAGUAUACCUGAACCAACAGGAAGCCUACGGUCGGAAUAAGAGGAAGGCUGACGACAAUUCUCGGAAGUUUCCGUCGGGAAACAAGAAGGUCAAUCAAGGCAGCUUCAAUACAGUGCAAGGAAGAGGAGGAUUUGAUAAGGGGAAACGUUCUGCUUGCCCAAGAUGUGGGAGGGAUCACCCCGGCGAAAACUGUCAGGGGAUGAAAAUCAAAUGCUACAGGUGUGGUCUGUUGGGGCACAAAGCCGCUUACUGCCGAAAUCAAGAAGACAGUCCCCAAAAGCCCCUGCAGAAUGCGAAUCAGGGACGGAGAUUCAAUGGGAAUACCGGCUGGAACUCCGCAGGAGCAGGAGGUCAGAGGACCAACUUCCAAUCUGGGAAUCCGGCGAACGUCACGCCCGGUUCCAACCACAAGGGAAAGCAGGUGAUGUGA
Ipomoea triloba (trilobed morning glory) is the source of this 1077-nucleotide messenger RNA. RefSeq lists its product as uncharacterized. The record is from RefSeq and is a predicted model, not a curated record. NCBI's taxonomy places the organism in Eukaryota, Viridiplantae, Streptophyta, Magnoliopsida, Solanales, Convolvulaceae. The transcript has a single exon. Bases 1 to 1077 code for a protein of 358 amino acids. Gene Ontology annotation, molecular function: nucleic acid binding; zinc ion binding.